UUUUUUUAGACCCUUGUCUCAAAUAUUUUCUUCAUACAAAGUUGUUUCACUUAUAUCCUAUAAACAUAGCUAGAGAAAAGAAAAAAAAAAAUUCAAGAAAAUCAAAAGUCCUUUUGUUGUUGAAUUAAAUCAAAGAAGAUUUGUUUGUUUUGAUUUAGAAAUGGGAAGGCCUCCUUGUUGUGAAAAAAGUGGGGUGAAAAAAGGGCCAUGGACACCAGAAGAAGAUAUCAUUUUGGUUUCAUACAUUCAAGAACAUGGCCCUGGAAACUGGAGAAAUAUUCCAACUAAUACUGGUUUGCUAAGAUGCAGCAAAAGUUGUAGACUUCGAUGGACUAAUUAUCUCCGGCCAGGGAUCAAACGUGGAAACUUCACUGAACAUGAAGAAAAAAUGAUCAUCCAUCUUCAAGCUCUUCUUGGCAAUCGAUGGGCAGCUAUAGCUUCAUACCUUCCGCAAAGAACAGACAACGAUAUCAAGAAUUACUGGAACACUCAUUUGAAAAAGAAGCUUAAUAACAACAAGAAGGUUGAAGGUCAUGAUGAUCGUCAAGAAGGAACUUCAGCAUCAUCAUCAUCAUCUCAAUCAAAAAUCAUAAAAGGACAAUGGGAAAGGAGGCUUCAAACUGACAUUCACACUGCUAAACAAGCUCUUUGUGAUGCUUUGUCACUUGAUACAACUCCAAAUAACAAAAACAACAAUAAUAAUCCACCUCCUCAUGAUCAGGAUCAACAACCACCAUCAGUUCAAACACCUACUACCUAUGCUUCAAGUGCUGAAAACAUUGCUAAGUUGCUUCAAAAUUGGAUGAAAAAUUCACCCAAAUCGACCUCGUCUAGUAGCUCGAAAAUUACUUAUAUGUCAUCCUUGAACAACAAUUUAUCAAUCGGUGCAGUUUCAAGUUCUAGCCCUAGUGAAGGGACGGUAAAUGUUACUCCUGGACAAGGUUUGGACUCUAUCUUUAGCUUUAAUUCAUCUAAUAAUUCGGAUGUUUCGCAAUCCGUAUCGGUCGAUGAGGGUGGUAAUUUCAGUACACCUGAGAAUCAUAACAACAACAACAACAACAAUGCUGGGAUUUAUCAAGUUGAAAGCAAGCCAAAUUUGCCCGAUUUCAAGCCAGAAAAUGGGAAUUUUCAAGAGGAGAGUAAGCAAAAUAUGGAGACACAACAAGUGCCUUUAACUAUGCUGGAGAAAUGGCUACUUGAGGAUGCUAAUGCACAAGCUGAACAAGAAGAUCAGUUAAUGGGAAUUGGAAUGGGAAUGGGAAUGACCUUAGCUGAAACUAAUGAUUUGUUUUGAAGAAAACAAAAAAAAAAAAUAGUUUACUAGUACUCCCUUCGUUUCAAUUUAUCUGCCUUGAUUUGACUGAGCAUGAAGUUGAAGAAAAAAAUAAGUAAAACGGAUAAAUUGAAACGCAGGGAGUAGUAAAUAUUUCUUCAAAACAACAUAGGACAGUUUGGGGUAGUUGGUCUUUUUGGGUUAUUUUAAUUAGUUGGUACUAGUUAGGAUUUGGAGUACUACUCCAUAGGUUUUAUUUAAGUACUUUACUUUAUAUAUAGCCAGAGCAGAUCUAAACUCUGAUAUUUGCAAGAACAUAUAAAGUGUAUAUUUCAUGUAACUUUGAAACUUGCAUAUGUAUUAAGUAGCUAGGUAAAUAAUGAACCCUCCCCCAGUACUCUUUAAAGAGCUGCUUCAA
Molecule: messenger RNA, 1691 nt
Organism: Solanum pennellii
Lineage: Eukaryota; Viridiplantae; Streptophyta; Magnoliopsida; Solanales; Solanaceae
Product: myb-related protein 306-like
Exons: 3
Coding region: 161-1294 (377 amino acids)
Biological process (GO): response to auxin
Source: RefSeq, a predicted model, not a curated record